Molecule: messenger RNA, 1092 nt
Organism: Colletotrichum graminicola M1.001
Lineage: Eukaryota; Fungi; Ascomycota; Sordariomycetes; Glomerellales; Glomerellaceae
Product: WD domain-containing protein
Exons: 3
Coding region: 1-1092 (363 amino acids)
Biological process (GO): Arp2/3 complex-mediated actin nucleation
Cellular component (GO): actin cytoskeleton; Arp2/3 protein complex
Molecular function (GO): actin filament binding
Source: RefSeq, a predicted model, not a curated record
AUGGCGGCUCCCCAGGUUCACCACCUCUUCCACGCUCCCAUCGCAGACCACUCGUUCUCUGCCGACCGUCAGACGUUGGCCAUCGCCCGCGACUCGACCAUUGAGCUCUAUGAAGAAGCCGGCAGCGCCUUUAAGCUUAAGGACGAGCUCAAGGGCCACGACAAGACCGUCACGAGCGUAGAUAUUGCUCCCAACAGCGGCCGCAUUGUAUCCUGCUCUCAAGACCGCAACGCCCUCGUCUGGGAACCCUCUCCGACCGGAUACAAACCUACUCUUGUCCUCCUUCGCAUCAGUCGCGCCGCAACCUUUGUGCGAUGGUCUCCCUCCGAAACCAAGUUCGCGGUCGGCUCGGGCGACCGUGUCAUUGCCGUCUGCUACUUCGAGGAAGAAAACGACUGGUGGGUGUCGAAGCACUUGAAGAAGCCCAUCCGAAGCACCAUUACAUCUGUCGCAUGGCACCCCAACUCCGUUCUUCUCGCUGCCGGAUCGACCGACGCCCACGCUCGUGUUCUGUCCAGCUUCAUCAAGGGAGUCGAUGCCCGCCCGGAGCCUACUGCUUGGGGUGAACGCUUGCCGUUCAAUACCAUCUGCGGAGAAUACCUUAACAACUCUGCCGGCUGGGUGCACUCCGUUUCGUUCUCACCCAGCGGAAACGCUCUGGCCUUUGCUGCCCACGACAGUAGCAUCACCGUCGUGUACCCUAGCGCACCUGAACAGCCUCCCCGUGCCGUUGUCACCAUUACCACCCAGCUCCUUCCCUUCAUGAGCCUUCUCUGGAGCUCGGAGGACGAGAUUAUCGCUGCAGGCUACGAUUGUGAGGCUUUCCGGUUCAAGGGUGGUGAGGACGGCUGGAGCCUGGCAGGCACACUCGAGUCCAAGGGCCGCCCUGGCCUCAGCGACGCCCGUGAGGAGUCUGCCCUGAACAUGUUUAGGCAGAUGGAUCUCAAGGGUAAGGUCAAGGAUGACACUCAGCUCAAGACGGUCCACCAGAACACCAUCUCCACCCUUCGUCCUUAUGAGUCGUCAGGCGGCAACCUCACAAAGUUCUCAUCAAGCGGCGUUGACGGAAGAAUUGUCAUUUGGAGCACUUAG